AUGGUGUCAAAUCAAUCAGAUAGCAGCUUCAGGCUAAGCAGCGAGAGCUCAGACGAGGAGUCCAGCUUCGAGCCCGGCAACCCCGAAUGUCAAAUUCUCUUUAAUAGAGAACACGAGGGAAUUGAGGCGGACUAUGACUCUGAUACGGAUUCUGAAAAAUCGUUGGAAUAUCUCUACGACCAAUUAUCGUUACCCUUGACACCCACGGCAAGGCUGUUGGUGAAGACUACAGCUAUAGAGAUGAGACGCGUUAUUGCUCCACAAGUCAAGUUGUUGCAAGAAAAAGCAAGACAGUACGACUUGCUGAAAGCAGCCUAUGAGUUGCCUACUUUUGAGGACGACAGUCUAGGUGUUGAUGAUUUGAGGCCUCCGCUGGAAUUCAACUCAGAGGCCCUUUUGAGCGAGAUCGAGACUACCAAAAGGAUCCGUGAAGCAGAGAACGCUUUGAAGAAAACACUCAAGCCCAAGAACAAGUCCACUCCAAACACCCCGGUCUCAACUAAAUCUGGGACUAAGAGAAAAGCCCCUGCUGAUAGCGAGUACGAGUCCUUCCCGAUACUCUCGGCAGAUGACACAUUCAACCUUGCAGAUACGCAAGCAGAGGCUGCCACUCCAAACAACACGCGAGAAGAAGCCGAUGUAAGUCAAUCAGUACUCCUUGAGGGAGAUGAGAUCGAUCUGCUGGAUGGGCUGUAUUUGGGAAGGGAUCCGCAUGAACACACAUCUCGAUCUCUGGAGGCUAGACUAGAGCUGAUAGCCGAGGAGGGUGAAACCACUGAGAUAUCAUCAGAAUCGGCGUUUUCAAGUAGAAACGCUACAGAGAGCUCUGAAAUUUCCACUGGGAGUUCUACGGGAAAUUCAAUGAAACGCAUUUUGACUGUUUUGAAGGGGCUGCACCGAAGAAGGGGUUCGUAA
This is a messenger RNA of Kuraishia capsulata CBS 1993, 915 nucleotides long. RefSeq lists its product as uncharacterized. Lineage: Eukaryota; Fungi; Ascomycota; Pichiomycetes; Pichiales; Pichiaceae. The record is from RefSeq and is a predicted model, not a curated record. The transcript has a single exon. Bases 1 to 915 code for a protein of 304 amino acids.